Molecule: messenger RNA, 1860 nt
Organism: Labrus bergylta (ballan wrasse)
Lineage: Eukaryota; Metazoa; Chordata; Actinopteri; Labriformes; Labridae
Source: RefSeq, a predicted model, not a curated record
GGGGAAAUUACAUGUAUUUAUUUUGUAGGACUAAUCCAUUUUGCCUCUUUCUCACCCUCGGAUGUUUCCGCAUUGGAUAGUUUAAGAUGCGUCCAUGGAUGCGUCUCGUAUUUGUGUCGGAGGCGCUGCCUGGAAGUCCGUACUGAGGGAGAAAUGACUGCCGGAGCUCAGAGUCCAAGCUGCUUUCACCAACAACGAACUCUUCCGGCAGCAGCGACCGGAGACCACCACGGGAGUUUCACGGACUGGGGACGUGUUCUGGUUUUUGGUUUAAAGUUUAUAAAGUUUGCGAGCUCCUCUGCAUGAGUUGUUCGCUUUGCAACAUCAACAACUAUGGCCAAAGAAGUUUCAGAGCUCCGUGUCCCGGUCCCGUGGGGGGAGAUCAGAGGUCGAGUGUGGGGUCCUGAUGAUGGUUAUCCUGUGCUGUGCCUGCACGGCUGGGCUGACAACUGUGGUUCAUUCAACACCCUCAUUCCCCUUCUGCCUAAAGAGUGCAGAUAUGUGGCGCUGGAUCUCGUGGGUCACGGCCUGUCAUCUCACCUUCCUCCUGGAGUUUUCUACUCUCAUGCUGCAUAUGCGUUGGACCUAAGAAGAGUUGUUGUCGCUCUGCAGCUGAAGAAAUUCUCCAUCAUCGCUCACAGUAUGGGUGGUCACAUUGCAGGAAUGUUCACUGCUUUGUAUCCUGAGAUGGUAGAUGCUCUUGUUCUGCUUGACACUUAUGGAUUUCUACCUAAAGAUUCAGCACAGCUACCAGAAGUGAUGAGGCAUGUCAUGGAUGCAAUGAUUCAGUUUGAGAGUAAAAACAAAGAGAAGACAAGAAUUUACACUCAUGAAAAGGCAGCUGAAAGGCUAAUGGCUGCAAACCAAAGUCUGUCUGAACAGUCUGUCCACAUCCUUUUAGAGCGAGGUCUGACUGCAGUCCAAGGAGGGUUCAUAUUCUCCAGAGACCUGAGAGUUAAUUUUAAAAACAUGAUGGCCGUGAGUUUGGAGCAGAGUCUGGUGAUGCUGUCGAAGAUCCGAGGCUCUGUUUUGCUCAUUUUGGCGGGAGGUGGUUCUGACAGAAUGCUUGCUGAACCGGCUAAGGCUACAUUCACUUCCAAACUUCUCCAAAGUUUUCGGGAUGGAAACCACUCGGUGGUGACGGUGCCGGGCCAUCACCACCUUCAUCUGGAUAAACCUGAAGUCGUUGCUCCCUUUGUGUCUGACUUUUUACAAACUAAAGUGCUGUCACAGUCCAACUUCCUCGUGCACAAGUUAUGAGAGAAUGAAUCCCUCACAGUCACAGUCAAGUCUAAUACCUCUCAUGCUGCACGGUACAGAUCGACAUCACCUGUUUAUUGAGUUCAGUAAAGUUUUUGUCUGUGUAAAUUAAAGAUGAAACAUUAUCUUCACACAGGACAGCUCGCCCCGGAAAUCUACCCGAGUUGCUUAUUCACACAUGUCUCCAACACUGUGAAGUUUCCCCCGGCCUGAUUCAGGGGGGAUGGUGGGUUCAGAAAUAAUCUGAAGCAUCUUCAUUACCAGAGCGAGCUGAUCGCACGAUCUGAAUGUCAUCACUCCUGCCCACUCGUGGUGAAUGUUAGAGACUUUGACCUGAGUCUUUGGCACUUUUUCUCGCCCCUACUUCAGAGUUAAAUUUACUUUGAGGGCUGGAAUGAAAAAGUCUGAGUGAAGUCUGGAAGAACAUUUCUUCUGAUUACGUUCACACUUGCAUUUGCCGUAAGGAUUUUUCAGGACUUUUGUGCAAAACACCACAUGAAACUGCACGAAGAGGGGCAUCAGUAAAUAAUUGUGCUAUGGAGAAAAGAUGUUUUUUAAAUGAAAAAUAAACUGUGUUUACAUUAACAAUAAUAUAAAAUA